This is a messenger RNA of Drosophila guanche, 4958 nucleotides long. RefSeq names its product box A-binding factor. The record is from RefSeq and is a predicted model, not a curated record. Gene Ontology annotation, cellular component: membrane. Bases 25 to 3264 code for a protein of 1079 amino acids. NCBI's taxonomy places the organism in Eukaryota, Metazoa, Arthropoda, Insecta, Diptera, Drosophilidae. The transcript has 4 exons.
GUCAAUCGGCUGAGACAGCGUAAGAUGAGGGCACGAGAGAAUCGCCAGAAUGCUGAGGAUCAGCGCAGCAUUGUGGGUAGCAUUGGAUACAUUGCUGGCAAUAUGGGCUACAUGGAGGGGAAUCUGAGUGCCAUCGAUUACUCGUACGGGGGAGCAGCCACCCACUAUCCGCUGUGGAAGCCGCACUUUCCGCGCGGCGAGGCACCGCCUCCAUAUGAGGAGGCAGUGGCCAUCUCCCAGGCAGAGGCGCUGAGUGCCCAGUGCGUGGUCAGUCUUCCCGCGAGCUCUCAGCGUGCCGUCGCGAGCGUCAGCCAGCAGCAGCAGCUACAGCAACAACAACAGCAAGCGCUUCAAGCCCACCAGGCACAUCUCCAGCAACAUACGCUCCAGCUGCAUACUCAGCCGCAGCAGCAUCAUGCCCCGCAGUAUACCCAACAGUUGGUGACACACCCGCAGCAUGCCCAUCAGAUGGCUGCCGCCGCCGCUGCAGCAGCAGCAGCAGCUAAUGGUGGCUCAGUUCUGCCGCAGUCGAACCAGUACACGCAGAGCACCACGAAUCUGAUCAACAUCAAUAUCAAUAGUGGGGGCGUGACCACCAUAGCCACUGGCGAGAAUCACCAGCCGCCGUAUAGCCUUCAGAGCGAGCAGCAGCACAGUCUCGAACAACAGCAGCAACAGCAGCACCACCAGCAGCAGUUACAGCUGCAGCAUCAGCAACAGCAGCAGCAAUUGCAACUGCAACAGCAGCACCAACAGCAGCAGCAACAACAACAAUUGGCUCAAGCUCAGGCUCAGGUCAGCAAUGGUUCCAUUUGCCUACAGACAAUGCCCAAGCAAAGUGGUGGCGGCACAAGCGAGUGCAGCUACAAAAACUGUCACUUGAACAUCAGCGCCAGCGUGACUACAGCUGCUGCCACCAGUAGCUCUGCUUCCUACAGUGCGUCACGCAGGACAACGCCACGCGGCUCCCAGGAGCUGCUCCAUCAGUUGCCCCAACAGCAGCAGCAGCAGCAAACGCAACAGCAGCAGUAUCUCACGGUGGCCGAUGUAGAGAUCAAUGCCAGUGCCAGUGCAGCCAGCUAUCAUUCCCUGCCCGCCAGCAGCGAACUCAUGGCCACGCCCACGCAUGCCCAAGUGCUGCAGCAUCAGCAACAACAGCAACAACAGCAGCAACAGCAGCAGCACCAUCAACAGAUGCUGGCAGCUGCCAUGUCCGCGCCGUCAAUGGAGAUAUUGCAGCCUUUAGAAAUAGCAACCAUUUCAUCGGCGCCUGCCUGCAGCACAUCGGAUCAGGCCACACAGCUGCCGUUGCAUGCGACGCUUAAGGCACAGCAGCAGCAACAACAACAGCAGCAACAGCUCAGUCUGGUGUCCGCAUCGAGCAAUAAGACUCCUUCGAGCUCUCGUCGCUAUCAUCGCACUAUUCCGCGAUACUUUGCCGUGGCCGAUCCUCUGCAGGUGAAUGUCAGCAGCAGCAGCAAGGCCAAGAGCAGCAGCAGCAGUAACAGCAGUGAGGUGGCAGCCACCAAGGCCAGCAAGAAGCCGAUGUGCCAGUGCCCCAUCCAGCAUGUGCCCAUGUCCUAUAUGGGCAGCACGGCCAAUGCCAAUGCUUUUCUGAGUGGCGCCGGCAAGCUGUUUAGCAACUCGAGCAGCAAUUCCAGCCCCACAUGCUCUCUGUCGCCCGGCGCUGCUGUGGGCGGUGGUGGCAGUGUCCGGCAUGCUGCUACUUUGGCAUACGGCCAGCGGACCAAGUCCUCGACGAAUCUGCAGCAAAAUGCACAGGAUCUCAUCACGGCUGCAGGAGGUGGCACGCUCAAGCGCGGUGGGGGGUCAGCAUGCGGGCAUGAGCCAAAGAUAGCCACCAUCUCCAAACAAGUGGGCGAUGAGACGCAGACGCACCAUCAUCCACAUGUCAGCGGCAGUUCGGGUGGGUCCAGUGGCGGUGUGAAUGUCUCGGCUAUAAUUCCACCGCCACCGCUGCAACACGCCGAGGAUGUGUCCGCACCGCCCAUCGUUUUGGGGCGCGUCCAGAAGCGUUCCUCAUCAUCCAGCAAUUCUGGGGAGCUGCGUGGGCGUAGCUCAAACGGCAGCGGCAGUGCAGCCGGACGUAGUGCAUCCAGCAGCGGUGGCGGUGGCGCUGCCGAUGUGCUCUCCACUGCCUACUUGAAUCGAAAGGUUGAUGCCUACUUGAGUUUGACACAGAAACAGCAGCAACAUUUCUUUAACCAACAACAACAGCAGAGGCAGCAGCAGCAGCAACAUCACGAUCAAAGCAAUCCGACUUUACCACCGAAACUCUACAAAAGCCUAACGAAUUUAAAAAGCUCAACAGUCGCCAAAACAAUCACGGCGGCGGCCCCUACAUCCUCCUCCUCCUCCUCGACGUGCAACAACAACAGCGUGGCCACCAUUUAUACGCUGAGCAAGUCAACCGCCAGCACGAGUGUGCAGCGGAAAGAGCAAACCACACCAACACUGACACUGCCGCCGGCAAGUCCCAACGCGGCGGGCACCGGGGAGAAGCUGCUGCUGGCCAGUGGCAAGAUCAAUUCGAGCACAUUCUAUCCGUUGGCCAAUCAUGUGACCUACACCCUGCCCAAGCACAUCAGCGGCAAGGUGUCGCUAAACAGCACCAUCAACAGCGUGGUCAGCAAGGUGCCAUCGGUGAUCAGCAUACCGCCCGUGGAGAACAACAAUGCCACAACAGCGACUGCCGCUACCGCUGCUGCAACCAAAAGCACAACACUGCCAAAGAUAUUGCGUGUAAAGCGCGACACGGGAACCGGAACGAGCACGAGUACCAGUACGAGUACGAGUCUGGCCAUAGCCCAUUGCCAGAUGCCCAAUUAUCCGCUGGCGGCGCCCAAGAGCAGCUCCAGCGGCGGGCGAUCGGCAUCGACAACACCGAGCAAGCAAUUGCCCGUUUGCACCACCUCGAAGAACUGUUUAAAUCCCAAGGAGCACUUCUUGCCCAACGACACCAGCCUAGACGAUGACUAUCUGAGUGAGUGCGAGAACUGCAAGAUUGCGCAGAGUGCCAAGUACUAUCUGGAUGAAACCUCCCCACAAGAGACCAUGACGCUGCAGCGUAAAUCGCUUGAGGAGACGAAAGAGGAGCCACACGACAGUUACUAUCGGAGUUCCCAUACACUGCCGAGCAAUGCCAAAAAGCAUGGAUCUGUCAGCAAAAAUAAUAAUCGUGAGCCAUGGCAAUUCUCAACGAUUCCCGCUGCCAGCUCAUCAGACGAGGAUGUCAACGAAUGAGAUUUAAGCCAUUUUCUUUAAGGUGCCCCUUGGGCCAGAAGAGUGUGCAUCCUAAAGAAAAUGUAGGCUACAAAAGAAAAAGAAAGAAUACCCCAAAAAAACCAAAAGAGUAAAGCUAAGAGUUAAAUGUCACCGUAUUUCUUGCUGCAAAAGUUGAAAGAGAGCACUUGUAUAUAAGAGACAGAAAUACGAAAUUUAAUUUAAGUCUAAUGGUCAAGAAAAUGUACGAAUAUUAUUGUGCAUCCACGGAUUAGUUAUGGCAUUGAAUAUGUAGAUUCACUGACUGUUUAGAUAUGCUAUCCCUGGAGAUUACACUAACCAAUCAGCGGCAUGUAAAUUUGCGUGUUUGUUAUGCACCACACAACACACCUCCUGUAUAUCUCUGUAUGUAUGUAAUUGAACAAAAAAUACUGUAUAUGAUACCAUUAGGAAGGGAAAUCAAUUAUAAUCAAUGGAUACACACAUUAUGGAUUAAUGGAUUAGAGGAACUGUUGAAUACUUGGUGUAUAUGCAUUUGAAUCAUAAUAUUAUGAUGUAAGGAUGAAAAGAAGAUGUCAAACAUAACUGCCAUCUGCCAAUCAUUAACUGUCAAUAAUUAUUAUAUAUGUAUUUGUAUAUGUAAUAUCUAUUCUAUGUAAUGUAUGGUAACUUUUUUAUAACUAUGGAAUCUGACCAACAUUGAAGGUAUCUAACCCGCUCCCUGAUUGCUGCACACCCCCCCUCAAAAGAACUGUAUGAUAAGCUUCAACUUAAACUUAUACAAACAAAAGGAAUAAUGGGAAUAUAGGUACAUAUUUUGAAAUCACAUGCCAAUAACCUAAGCCCCUAAAGUUCUUCCUCACUCGCCGCACUCCAUGGUAAAUAUUUCUAUAAUUGCUCGUUUUUUUCCAUAAAAUAAUAAUUCCAUAACUCCCAAAUGAAUGUACCAUAUAUAAAAUGAACAAAAUUGAGUGUAUAGGUAGUAAGUAAAACAAAAAUUGUUUCCAAAAGUCGUGUUUAGACAUUAGACGGUUUCUUUAUCGAUAACGAAGGACUUCUUGGCUAGAGAAUCAUUUAAUUUUAACUCUUCUUUACUCAUUCAAAAGGCGUCGGAGCCCUUAACGACCCAAGGCAGUCAAGUCAGUCGUCGUCUAAUGGUAGCGAUAAAGUCACCCAAAAAUAUAUGAUAGAUAGUAGCGCCACACGUCCCCCAAGCAGCAGUGAGAGGCAGAGAAAUGCUACACGGCACUGCACUAGGUUGCUCAGAUAAUAAAAAAAAAAAUACAUUGUUUGAUUUAAUCAAAUUACAAGAAAAAAAAAACAAAAAACUAGUCGUAAUCAUACUCAAAAACAACAAAGAGAUACUAAGCCCGGAGUUAGUUAUGCCAGCAAUUAGUCGAAAGCUUAAAAAAUAGAUGGAAAGCCAAAGAUUACCAGAGAAUAGAGAGAGAAAAUAUAUGUAUAUUAAAAUAGUUUUUGAUUUUCGUUAGUUUAUAUGUAGUUUGUUCAGUUAAUAAUUUAAUUAUAUUAAACUUUUGGACAAAAAAACACAUGCCAAUGUGAUUUUUGUUCCAGUUUUUUGGUUGUAAAUGCGAUCUCGGAUCCGCCGGGGACUUUUGGUCUGACAAAAACUGAAUUGUGUUCAAUGGAUGCUCAAAACAAAUAUAUAUAAGAAUGUACAAUAUGUUGUUUAGUUUCGGAUAUAUACUUAACGA